Messenger RNA from Trichosurus vulpecula (common brushtail), 2259 nucleotides. It is a transcript of the gene NR0B2, whose product is annotated as nuclear receptor subfamily 0 group B member 2. The transcript is spliced from 2 exons. Gene Ontology annotation, cellular component: cytoplasm; nucleus. Gene Ontology annotation, molecular function: transcription factor binding; transcription corepressor activity. The record is from RefSeq and is a predicted model, not a curated record. Gene Ontology annotation, biological process: negative regulation of transcription by RNA polymerase II; circadian rhythm. The coding region runs from base 116 to 877 and encodes 253 amino acids. Lineage: Eukaryota; Metazoa; Chordata; Mammalia; Diprotodontia; Phalangeridae.
UCAAGCAGGCAGAGUAGCUGAGUGGAGCCCCAGAGGGAGGGAACGGUGUUAGGCUGGCAACCGCAGGAGUCAUCUUUCCCUGCCCGACCUUCCAGCACUAGCUCACCGCCCAACCAUGAGCCUGGGUGGACCGGCUACAGGCUCCGGAGCAUGUGAGUGCCAAGGUGGAGACAGCCAACAUGCCAUUCUGUACUCCUUGCUGAGCCAGUCCCAGGGCCCAUCGCCUCAUGCCCAAUGCCUCUGUGCCCGGCACCGCACAGUCUGCCUCCGUGCUCCACAGCACACCUGCCUGGCUGCAGCAGGUGUACUGGCUAAGACCAUCGCUUUCCUGCAGAACUUGCCCUCCUUUGGCUUGCUGCCCCCAGGGGACCAGAGGCUGCUGCUGGCCAACUGCUGGGCCCCCCUCUUCCUCCUGGGGCUGGCCCAGGAUGCAGUGACCAUUGAGGUGACUGAGAUGCCAGCCCCCAGUAUGCUCAAGAAAAUUCUGCUGGAGGAGAGCAGCCCAGAACCCCAAAGACCCCAGCCCACACUUGCAGGGGUACAUCGACUCCAAUGCUGCCUACACACCUUCUGGAGUCUGGACCUGAGCCCCAAGGAGUAUGCCUACCUAAAAGGAGCAAUCCUUUUUAAUCCUGACACACCAGGUCUGCAGACUGCUUCCUACGUGGAAAGCCUGCAUCGGGAGGCAGAGCAGGUCCUUCGGGAGGCUUUGGCACUCCACCACCCUGUGGACCAGGGCUGCUUUGCCCGAAUCCUCCUUGUGGCCUCCACCCUUAAGUCCAUCCCUCCUGCCCUGCUCAGCUCCCUCUUUUUCCACCCAAUGUUUGGGGAUGCUGACAUCACCAGCCUCAUUGUGGACAUGCUGUUCUUGACUUAACUGAGGGGAUGGUUCUUCUUCCCCAUUCCAAAUGCAUCCAAGACACAGAGGCACCUCAUCCAGGCUUGACACAAUGCAGAGACUCCGUUAGACUUGUCUGAGAGCUUGCUCUGAAGGCUGUGCCUCUCUGGAUGGGAUCUGGCCUGCCUCAGGGCAGGGACUCACCCAUUAUACCCAGCCCUGAGCAUUCUUCAGAUCUAGGCACUGUACCCCGCCUUGAUAGGUGCCAAAGCCAGCCGAGCUGGGGUGGGGUGGAGAUGCUUACUGGCUCAGCUCUGAUGCUGGGUUCUCAUAGACUCACAGCUGGAAAGGAACCCUGAGGACAUCCAGUCUAGGAUAGGAAUAGGAAUUCCCUCUGCAUCAUAGGGGUUUGAUGCAAGUGUGAUUUGAUGCAAAUCUCCACUCAUGAUCGUAAAAACUUCUAGAGAUGGAGGAAUUCAUAUCUUCCAAUCUAUUAGUUUUGAGGGCUUGAGAAUCAGUCAAUAGGAAAAUAAGGGGGGGGAGUGGUCUAGAUUUUAUUAAAUUCAUCAAAUAUGUAUUAAGUACCUACUGUGUGCCAGACACUGCAUUAGGUGUUGAAGAUACAAAAACAAAAAGGAAAUAUAUCCUUUGUCCCCUGUGUAGAAUACCCAUGUGCUGAGAGCAUUCCACAUCUUAGAAAUUCCACUCUCCUUUUCUCUCCUCAUCUUCUUCCCACACUCUAUUAUCUAGGGGUUUUUAACUCUUUUGUGUCAUGGACUAUUUUGGCAAUGCAGUACAGCUUUUCUCAGAGUAAGGGUUUUGUUGUUGUUGUUGUUGUUGUUUUAAUUCACAAUUGGAGAAAACAUUAAAUUUCAGUUAGCGGUUAGUGAACAUAAAGAUGCAAUUUUUUUCUCAUCCAAGAUCAUGAGCCCCCUGAAAUCUAUUUCCCCACAAGAGGAUCCAUGGAGUUCAAGUUAAAGAUCCCUGCUCUAAAUCUCUGCUGAGAUUGGCCAGUCAUGGCCAAGUCUGUGCAACGUUCUCCAAAAAUGGACAAAAUUAGACAAAAAUGUCUAAAAAUUUGGAACAACUCAGUUUUACCAAGAGUCCUCCCACCCCCAAUGAUGUCCCUGGAAAGUUUACUAGCCCAACACUGAUGUUUAGGUUCUUUGGGGUCCCUGGAACCCCACUGUCUGGGGGGACGGUGGUUCAGUUUCUUUGAACCAUCUCCUUUAGCUUCUUCCUAUGGAUACCAAAGGGAAAAGAAGUACCUUUCCAUUUUGAUCCUGGAGGGUUGUCAGAGUCUCCCUUCCCAACAUGAAAACUGUGAAGCUGGGCUGUUCAUAAGCCAAGGCACCCUGAAACUUGUACAGAACUAAUUUAAAUUAUUGAUUUUUAUAAUAAAAGAUUUCAUAUCCUUGAAA